AAUCUUUUUUGUGGCAUAUGCAGGUAAAGUAUGGAUCUAAAAAACAAAUAGAUACAAAACGAAGUACAUCAGAGAAACAUAUAAGCCUGAAUGUUCUGCAAAAAUAUUUUGCAGGAAGCCUCAAGGAUGCUGCAAAGAGCCUAGGAGUUUGCCCCACCACAUUGAAAAGGAUUUGUAGACAGCAAGGAAUUUCAAGAUGGCCAUCUCGCAAGAUAAAGAAGGUCAAUCAUUCAUUAAAGAAGAUCCAGAGUGUUAUAAACUCUGUACAAGGAGUUGAGGGAACAUUACAAUAUGACCCUAAAACUGGAUGUCUUGUAGCCGCUGUGACACCAGAAAAAUUGUCAACUAUAGCUCCAGAAUCAAUAGCAAUGAGUGCUGAUGUACCUUUUUCGUCUUCACCUGAGUGUAGAGAUAGGGAAUCAGAUGAGAAGCUGGAAUUGAAUAACAGAAAGGUCACUUGUCAAAGAGUGAAUAUUGUAAGCAAAUUGAACUUACCAAACGCAUAUCACCCCGAAACAAAUGAAGUACACCUUCCAAAUGAUUUCAAUACUAAGUCAAAGGUGACUUUUUCCAAUGUUGAGAUUUCCAGAUACGAUUAUAGAAAAGGUUCGGGUUCAUUGUCAUUAAGUUCUGAAGAUGUAAAUCUUAAGGGAAGAGAUGGAUGCAUCCAAUAUUCUACCGACAAAAGCGGGUUUCAAAGCUUCGUGCCAAUGAGCUCAGAUUCAGUGGGAAAGGAGGAUGAGAUGGAUGUUAAAAGUGGUAUUAACGUAGGGAGGGAACAUAGCCAUUCUUCUUUUUCAAGUAUGACUGAUUCUUCGAAUGAGAGCACUUCCUGCUGCCCAAUUUUCAAAGAAAGCUCAAAAAAUGAAUCAUUUGUUUCUUAUAAAGGUCCAGCCUAUACUGUAAAGGCUACUUAUAAAGCUGACACAGUAAGGUUUAAACUAUUACCAUCAAUGGGCUGCCUUCACUUGUAUGAGGAGGUUGGAAAGAGAUUCAAACUGUCUAUUGGGACAUUCCAGCUCAAAUAUUUGGAUGAUGAGGAAGAGUGGAUCAUGUUGACAACUGACUCUGAUUUGAAAGAAUGUAUUGAAGUCUUGGAAUCUAUUGCUUCUCAAAGUAUGAAGCUUCAAGUUCGGGAUGUGCCAUUUACAGUUGUUAGCUCACCAGCAAUAGCUGCUUCUCAAUGGAUCACUGAGGAUCCAGAAAGAUGAAACCAGGAACUUGAACUUAGUUUUCUUUUGUACUAAUGACUGAAGCCUGCUGGGCAAAUCUUUUGGCUAUCAAAUUUAGAUAAAUAAAAGGAAUUGAGUUAUACUUUAUAAAUCCACAUACUGUAAAUUUUAAAAAACAAAUGUACUAGGCGGAGGCUACGUAGUGAAAGUCUGUUUGCCUAGUUUCUGACGUUGUUACAUCCUUCUAGCGUUUUGCUUAUCAGAGGUUUGUAAAGUGUACUUUGUAACAUAGUUUUCUCUUUCAAAGGUUUUUAAAUUUAGUUGAUCUA
Messenger RNA from Dendrobium catenatum, 1501 nucleotides. RefSeq names its product protein NLP2-like. The transcript has 2 exons. The coding region runs from base 18 to 1211 and encodes 397 amino acids. Gene Ontology annotation, molecular function: protein binding; DNA-binding transcription factor activity. The record is from RefSeq and is a predicted model, not a curated record. Lineage: Eukaryota; Viridiplantae; Streptophyta; Magnoliopsida; Asparagales; Orchidaceae.